AGUCAAUUGUAACUGGUAAGUCGCAAUUCGCACACAUCACACAAAAAUUAAAAUCAAUUUUCCCUUGAUCCUUCGUAGUGUUCGUGUGUUUGACGUUUGACAGAUAAACUUAAAAAAUAAUCGACCAAAAUUUACUGUUUUUAAAUAAACGUCGGAUUUUAAACUAAAUGAUAUUUUCACAAAUUGGAAAAAUGACACCGGAUAUAAUUGCACUUGGUUCUCAAAAAGUGAAAAGUAUUCCAGGUGGAGAGUCUGUGGAGCUUAAGACUUUUUGGCAGGAUCAAAACGCAGCUAUAAUUUUCUUUCGACGUUGGGGAUGUUUAUUCUGCAGAUUAUGGGCCAAGGAGUUGGGUGAAAUCGCUCCGAUUCUGAAGAAAAAUAAUAUAAAACUCGUCGGUGUUGGUGUUGAAGAAGCGGGUUCCAAGGACUUCAUUGAUGGAAAAUUUUUCGAUGAAGAAUUAUUCUGCGUGGAGGAUCGAUCAACAUAUCAAAUGCUCGGAUUCAAGAGAUUUAAUGUCGUCACGAUAUUGACGUCACUCUUAUGGAAGCAGUCAAGAGAUGCAAUAUCAAAGGGGAAAAGUAUGGGCUUAGGUGGUGAUUUGAAAGGCGAUUGGGUGCAGACAGGUGGCGCGUUGUUCGUUGAAAAAGGCGGGAAAGUUAUCCGCCAUUUUGUUCAAACGGGACCGAGCGAGCAUAUGCCGAAUGAAGAUAUAUUAAAGUUAUUCGGCUUGGAAAACGAGUACAAGGCAGAAACAAUGGCCAAUAAGAAGCGGGACGAGAUGGAGUGCAAUACAGAGGCGAAACCGUAAGCCGUGGCGACAGGCUCUUUUGGAGUGCCCUCUUACUCCUAUACAUAAUAUAUGGGCUGAGAGGCGUUGUAAGCAAAGCAAAGUGUAGAACUGCUACCGUUUAUCUCUUGUUAUAUAAUAUAGUCACUUGUGGGUAGACCAGUUAGGGUAAUGGCGUCUAGACUAUCCUUAUUUACUAUCCAACAUUUCUUCAAUUAUUUAUUUGAAAAAAAAAAAACUAUUUUAAAGAAAAUUGUUAAGUGGCCACAAAAGGCGGACUCACAUAUCGGGCAUAAUAUACAAGAAACGAAUGUUAUUGUCAAUGAGUAAUUCAAAGGCGUCCCAAUUAAACCGUGUCGUCAGUUUCGAAGUAGCAUUAACAAUUCGUGCGAUUUAAUUAGACACCUCGCGCUGAUGACGUAAUAGACGACGGUAACAAACAUGCUAUGGGUACUGAGGGGUCGUGGGGAUGGAAAUUUAGUUAAGUUGCAAUUGUUAUAUGUGACGUAUAAGAACGCACUUUAACGGUUAUUUAAAAUUCAAAAACGAACGGUUACUUAAGUUGCGCAUACAUAAUCCCGUAAGUAAGGCUUGCCGCGCGUAAUGUAUACGCUGCUUUAUGCACAAUAAUGAGCCGUUGAUUAUAGAAACCUGACAUUAAUAUAAGAAUGAUAUUUCCCUCUUACAAUGCAAAUGGUUAGAACUUUUCACCCUCAAGUGACUAUUAUCUUUUAUCUGUUUGUUUGUUUUAAAAAAAAAAGUUAAAUGUACUAUACGGUUUGUGUGAAUCCAAUUAUAUAAUUUUACACACGAGGCCGUAUACACUGUACCAGAGAUCGAUAAAAAAAAAUUGCAUUAUUAAAUUUAACCAAAGAACAUUUGUAUAUGCUUAAAAAAAAUUAUAUGAUUCCAAUUUAUAUUUUAGUCAAAAUUGGAAUAACGUUAAAUUUAAAUUUUAUUAAAUAUGUCAAAAUUUAUUUUGCAUAUUAAAAAUGAACUACAAGAGAAAUCUACUAAAAAUAUUUUUAUUAUAUAUAAUUAUUAAAAUGAAAAAAAAAAGUCUAAUCUUGAGACUGAAUAUAUAAUUCGUAACGAAAUGCAAUAUUGUUUUGUAGUUUAAAAAAUAUUAUAUUAAAAAGUUUAGUGCACAUAUAUUUAUAAAAUUGUUUAUUUAGCAUAAAUAAUGUAAAAACAGAUUAUGCAAUAAUAAAUAUGAAGUAAAUUGUAUAUUAAUGAAUAAUAUUGUAUAACCUGUUACAAGACUGGCGUCAAACCAAGUGGAUUUUAUAGUUUUUUUUUUUUUUUUAAUUGGGUGGAGGUGGAAUGUUGUAAGUAGUAUUUAAAAGCUGUUUUUAAUGUUAUAUAACAGAUAUUUUACUUUGUUACUCUUUUAUAUAGUUAUGAAAAAAAUAAUAAAAUGUUUUUAUAUUACA
Molecule: messenger RNA, 2221 nt
Organism: Nymphalis io (European peacock)
Lineage: Eukaryota; Metazoa; Arthropoda; Insecta; Lepidoptera; Nymphalidae
Product: prostamide/prostaglandin F synthase-like
Exons: 7
Coding region: 168-809 (213 amino acids)
Source: RefSeq, a predicted model, not a curated record